AUGCCGAGUCUGGGGACCGGUGAGCCGAUUCAAUCGAAUAAGGUGGUGGAGCAGCCCACCGGACGGACCAGUCAGCACCGCUGCUUUCGGGCAGGUGGGGGAGCUGUUGCCGCUUGCAGCGCACACGUGACCUCCGCUGCCGAGCGGAGUGCCGAACAGGCAGCUGGUGGCGGGGUAUCUGCUAUGUAUGUAUAG
Messenger RNA from Penicillium argentinense, 195 nucleotides. RefSeq lists its product as uncharacterized. The record is from RefSeq and is a predicted model, not a curated record. Lineage: Eukaryota; Fungi; Ascomycota; Eurotiomycetes; Eurotiales; Aspergillaceae. Bases 1 to 195 code for a protein of 64 amino acids. The transcript is spliced from 2 exons.